Messenger RNA from Aspergillus saccharolyticus JOP 1030-1, 3397 nucleotides. Its product is annotated as alpha/beta-hydrolase. Gene Ontology annotation, molecular function: histone H4K20 methyltransferase activity; protein binding. The record is from RefSeq and is a predicted model, not a curated record. Lineage: Eukaryota; Fungi; Ascomycota; Eurotiomycetes; Eurotiales; Aspergillaceae. Gene Ontology annotation, cellular component: nucleus. The transcript is spliced from 4 exons. The coding region runs from base 35 to 3325 and encodes 1096 amino acids.
CUCACAGGGAAUUUUUUCUCCGGCACAGAAUAUCAUGCCGUCCUCAAAAUCGAGAUCAAGUCCCUCUGACGAGCGUCGCGACCGUUUGACGUUGGCAAGGCUGGCGAGUUACGACGAUGUCGCAACCGAUGCGCUGGUUGACCGUGCCCACUUUUGGACGAAUACUCGAAAGAACCGGACGAAAUACAUUCCUCUACGGCGGAUCAAGGAUGAUGAGAUCGCCAAUACUCUGCUCCACGAUGUGAUUGUUAAGAAGGAUGUAGCCGCCGCCGAGCGAAAAUUCCUGGCCAUGGACGGACUGAAGCGAUUCAUGGCGAAGCUGCCGAACGACCGGGAAAAGGAGUGGUUCACCCGACACCUACGCAAAUAUAUUCAAAUGUAUCUGCCGGAUUCCCCCUUUGAGGUCACGACGACGAAUCGCUAUCUCAUCACUGAGCACGAGGCGGCCAUCUGCGCCCGUAAGUUCAUUAAGCAAGGCGAGGAGAUCAAAUAUCUCAGCGGAACCUUGGUGCCUAUGACCCGAGAGGAAGAGCAGGACUUGGAUUUGAAGAGGAAGGAUUUCAGCAUCGUUAUGUCGAGCAGGAGGAAGACCCCAUCGUUCUUCCUGGGCCCUGCGCGCUUCGCCAACCACGACUGUAACGCCAACGGCCGUCUGGUGACGAGGGGCAUGGAAGGCAUGCAGGUCGUGGCGAUUCGGGACAUCUACAUUGGCGAGGAGAUCACAGUCUCCUACGGAGAAGACUACUUUGGCCUUGACAAUUGCGAGUGUCUUUGCCUGACGUGUGAGCGUGCAGUGCGCAACGGGUGGGCGCCUUCCGUGCCAAGCGACGAGGCUGGCUGUGCCGACACUGGCCUUCUCACACCUCGAAAGCGCAAAGGCGCCCCCGACCCCGAAUCCGACCUUUCCCCCUCAUGCACCCCCCGUAAACGCGCCAAAUUUACUCGACAGAACUCGAAGCUGCGAUCGGAGCUUCUGCUUUCCGAUGCUCCCGCCUCCCCAGAGUCUGUGACUGGUCAAUCGUCUGCGAACAUCGGCUCCUCAGCAGCCACGACCAGGAAUCGGAGGCUGGAACCGAAGAGUGACACCGGUGACGAGCUCGGCACGCAGAGUCCUAACAACACUGACUGCACGUCGCCUAGUUCGCUUGCCGGGGACGACUCCCACCACUCGUCGGCAUCUACCGUGGCAACGUCUGUCUGUGAAACCGCUGUUCAAAUCAAAGUCGAAGAGACUGUAGAAGCGUCUGUUCGAGACACGGUGCUCAUUGGGAAGGACGAACUUGCCACGCCCAGCGCAAGUCAGCCAGACGGAGAGCGACAUCACGAUGCUCUGUCCGAUUUAUCCGAGUCCUUGGAGCUAGACGAGAAGCUUGGAACCGUUGUAGACAAACUGAAAAAGACGCGGAAGCGAGAAGUCGUCCCAUCGGUUGAGGUUGAAUCACCACGCGCUCGAGUCCCCGGAGACUACACCAAAACUCCAAGAUUGCUCGCCCAGGCCUAUGAUCGGUGGGUCGACUGCCGAACUUGUACAGCCUGGUUCGUUCAGCAAGAUUCAUACCUGACGCGACGCGAGUGUCGCCGGUGCGAACGGCAUUCUAUGUUGUAUGGUUUCCAGUGGCCGAAAACUGACCGGGAGGGCCCCAAUGACGACGAAGAACGGGUCAUGGAUCACCGGGUCAUCCACCGAUUUUUGUCUCCCGAAGAAGAGGCGCGCAUCUCCCGCAAGGAUCGCGGUGUCAGUUUUGGGGUGACCCCGACCCCGGAAUUCGCCUACGAAGCGCCUCUUGUCACUCUCGGCUAUGGGGUCUUUCAAGGCAGUUAUGACGCGACAUACAACAUUUCCUAUUUCCGGAAGAUCCCAUUUGCAGCACCUCCUACGGGGGACAAUCGCUUUCGCGCCCCCCAACCCCCACUGACCAUCUCGAAUGGCACCUAUGACAGUAAUCAGGCCUUUGACAUGUGCCCCCAACGCACUGUCAAUGGUUCUGAGGACUGUCUCUACCUCGGACUUUACUCUCGACCUUGGGAUGUUGCUUCGGCGAACCGACCCGUGCUGGUGGUCUUCUACGGCGGCGCCUUCAUCGAGGGUAGCGCAUCCUUUGGCUUGCCUCCGAACGCGUACCCAACCCUCAACGUCAGUACCCUCAAUGACUAUAUCGUGAUUUAUCCUAAUUACCGCACCAAUGCCUUCGGGUUUCUCCCCGGCCAAGCCAUCAAAGACUCGUCAACCUCCGACCUUAAUCCAGGUCUGCUGGACCAGCAGUACGCUCUGAAAUGGGUCCAAAAUAACAUCUACCACUUUGGCGGCAAUCCUAAUAAUGUGACCAUCUGGGGUCAGUCGGCCGGCGGGGGAUCUGUCGUCGCACAGAUUUUGGCCAACGGCCGCGGCAAGCAGCCCAAGCUCUUCACCAAAGCACUGGCUAGCUCUCCGUUCUGGCCCAAAACCUACGCCUACAAUGCUCCGCAAGCCGAAGCCAUUUACUCUCAGCUUGUGAACCUCACCGGUUGCGGCAAUGAGACAGUCCAAGACUCCCUCCGCUGCCUGAAGACGACCGAUGUGCAGACCAUCCGGGACGCCAGCCUUGUCAUCGAUGCCAGCCACACGUACACCACUAGCUCUUACACCUGGGCCCCCGUCAUCGACGGCGAGUUCCUCAUUGACACCCUCACAGAGGCCACUUCGCGCGGCUCGCUCCCAACGGAGUAUAUCUGGGGUAUGUACAACACCCACGAGGGCGAGAACUUCAUUCCUUCUGGCCUAGGCUCGACCACCACCACAUCCACGGGGUUCAACUCGUCGCUCGCCAGUUUCGAAUCGUGGGUGAAGGGCUUUGUCCCCGGGCUGUCCGCGGACGAGAUUGGCCUCUUAGAAUCGAAAUACUAUCCCCAAACCGGCAGCACCGAGACCAUCGACGCGUACAACACCACCCUCGUCCGCGCAGGCUUGAUAUAUCGGGAUCUGGUCCUCGCUUGUCCCGCCUAUUGGGUCGCCUCAACGGCGGGCAAGGACGGAUAUCUGGGUGAAUAUACCAUUUCGCCCGCCACGCAUGGGAGUGAUACCGAAUGGUGGGACGGAGUCAGCGCCAUUCAAAAGACCGAUCCUCUCAUUUACGAUGGCUACGCCGGCGCCUUUGCCAGUUUCUUUCAAACCGGAAACCCCAACGCUCAUAAGCUGACGAAUGCGUCACAGCCGGGCGUCCCGCUGCUCGGCUCCACGAGUCAGGAGUUUGUCAUUGCCGCCGACGGGUUCGAGAAUGUGCCCGUGGUUGAAUUGAAGGAGAGAUGUGCGUUUUGGAGGGAGGUGGCUGCCAGAGUUCCGGUUUAGGUGGAUGUGCGGGUCGGGCGUAGGGGUUUAGCUGAGGGGUCAUAUACUGAGGAGCAGAAAAACGAGUCUCGA